GAUGGCGACUCAAACGGACCGCGGUGUUCCUCUGAGUACGCUUGCACCCAAGUUUCUUCACAGCAACUCCACCAGCCACACCUGGCCCUUCAGUGCCAUAGCUGAACUCAUAGACAAUGCAUAUGAUCCAGAUGUCAAUGCCAGCCAGUUCUGGAUUGAUAAGACUGUGAUCAAAGAUGAAGAAUGUCUCACCUUUAUGGAUAAUGGAAAUGGGCUGGACUAUGAAACAAUGCACAAGUUGCUCAGCUUCGGGUACAGUGACAAGACUGCUGUGAAUGGCAAACAGCCCAUUGGGAUGUAUGGGAACGGCUUCAAGUCUGGAUCCAUGCGUCUUGGAAAAGACGUCAUCGUUUUUUCCAAGUCAAAGAACACGUCGUGUGUUGGGAUGCUCUCUCAGACCUACCUGGAAAAGAUUGAUGCCAAGCAAAUAGUUGUGCCUAUUAUUUCCUUUGAAACGAGAAAUGCAAACUACUUCUCCGUAAGAGAAGAGCACAAAGCCAGUCUGCAGGACAUUCUGCGCUACUCCCCGUUCAGUACAAGAGAAGAACUGCUCGCUGAGGUCGAUGCUAUCAAUUCAUCCUGGUCCAAAGCGAAAACUGGCUCACGGAUCAUCAUCUGGAAUCUGCGCAGGACGUCCACUGGAAAAACAGAGUUUGAUUUUGAGAAGGACCGUUACGAUAUCCGAAUUCCCACUGACGUCUACGAGGAACUGCAGGACCCUACUCAAAUUCCAGCAUCAUACACCCCUGAGUGUGUGUUCUCACUGCGGGCAUAUUGCAGUAUCCUCUACCUGAAGCCUCGGAUGCAGAUUGUGGUACGAGGUCAAAAGGUGAAAUCUCAGCUUAUCGCUAAGAGCCUGGCCUGCAUCAGAAAGGACCACUACAAGCCCACUUUCCUGAACAGACGCAUUACCAUAACAUUUGGGUACAACACCAAGAGUAAAGACCAGUAUGGCAUCAUGAUGUAUCACAAGAAUCGACUCAUCAAAGCUUACAAACGUGUGGGCUGUCAGCUUAAGGCCAACAACAUGGGAGUUGGAGUCAUUGGGGUCAUAGAAUGUAACUUUUUAGAUCCUACCCACAACAAACAGGACUUUAUGGAGAAUGAUAACUACAGAAAAACCAUCAACAAUUUGGGGAUAAAACUGGAAGAGUACUGGAAGGAAAUCCGCUACAGCAAGACAAAAGAUAAUCCCAACAGCACCGUACCAGUCGAAGAUACCAUGAACCGACCAGAUCAAAACUGGGUGCAGUGUGAUCAGUGUUUAAAGUGGCGCAAACUCCCUGAUGGGAUUGACAACAGCAAGCUGCCAGAAAAAUGGUUCUGCCGCAUGAACCCUGACCCUCAGUUCAGGAGCUGCAAUGUUGAUGAGGAGCCCGAGGACUCUGAUGAUGACCAACCUUCAUACCGCAAAACAUAUAAGCAACAAGAGAACAAAAAGAAACGACAAACUAAAAGACAAACGGGUGAGGAUGAUCAAAGGAUUCAAGAGGAUGAGAUUAUAGCUGAUAUUGUCAGAAAGAGCAAGGUUCUCUUACAGCAAGAUAAACUGAAGCUUCUUCAAAAAUCUCUCCAUUCCCCUUCCACUCCCACUACUCCAAAAACAAGGAUAUUUCAAGGAGGUGGUGAGAAGGCUGGGUCCACUCCGCUAAGUUCCUCCAACAUUUCACAAGCUGCUUGCAGCCCCUCCACCAGCAGCAGCAGUGGCCUCCCAGUUAUUUCUGAUGUAUUCUCACUGUCAGUGACCCCCCAAAGUCUAAAAAGAUCACAGCCUGUUACUCCACAAACAAAACUGAAGAGACCAAGAGUAAACGGCUUACAUAGUAGCACCCCCACUACACCCUCAUCAGUAGAUGUGAGACCACUGAGCCCCAAGUCUGUGCCUCACGUUAGUGAUGAUGAUGAUGAUGAUGAUGAAACUGAAGUAGACACUGAUGACGACAUUGUCAUCUUGGAGAUUGCUAGUACUCCCAAGCCAAAGAAACCCGUUGUUCAUCUUACUAAAGUGAAGAAGGAGGAAGAGUCGAGUCAGAUUCCCAUCAGUAUGGAGUGUGGCAACGAUGCAGCUGCUGAUGCCACCUCAGAGAUAAAAGUUGAAGGAGCGAGCUCUGCAGAGUCUGCUGCUGUGGAAAGCUGUCCUUCCCCGUCACUCCUUGACGGACAGGCCAGCACCACCACCCAGACAGAAGUACGCAUGGUCAAGCAGGAAGUGGACAGCCAAAAUCAGACUGAAAGGGAAGAGGGAGCACCACAGAGUACGAGUGCAUGUACUAAAGAACAGAGUUCAGGUGUUAAUGUCUGCAGUGCAGAGCAAAAGCUAAUUAAGCAGGAGAGCAGUGAAAACACUGGAGAGAAGGUGUUACAGAUUGGAGUAGCACAUAAUCUGAUAAGUGAUCAAAGACCUGGACCUUCCAGUGCAAGUAGUUCUCCACAUCACUACCCCAACAUUACUGAGGUACAGGAACAGCAAGACCAGCUCCUGGAGCUGAUGCAGGACACUGCUGUGGAGAGAGACAGAUUAAAAGAACGGGUCCGUGAACUUACCUAUUCACUGCAAGACGUUCAGCGCAGACUGCAGGAUCAAUCUCAAGUCAAUGUAAGGAAGGAGGUUUCUCACCAAGAAAGCCAGACAGAAGAAACAGAGGGAAAGACCAACUACAAAAGUCUGUUUGAGAAGGUCAAAAAGAGAGUCAAUGAACUUGUUAGGGACAAAGAGGCCUUAUUAGAAGCUUCUGAGAUGAAGCCCAACGGUGAGGAGGAGGACAAUGAUGAGAUUUCAAUGACAGUCGACCGUCUGCUCCAUGAACUGGAUCAAAGAGACAAGGAGAGAGAUGAACUACGCUCACAGUUGAGCAGUCUCGAGGAGGAAAAGGCAAACCUGGCAGCCCAGUGUGAAGAGCUGAGGUUGAGCAUGCAGCAGCAGCAGCAGCAGCGGAUGGAAAACGCAGCAGAAGGAAGCUCGGGUCCACAGAGAGAUCAUUCUCAUCACACGUAUCCAUCAGAGGCAGGAAGUUUGAUUGAACUUCGGCAGAACGUCGGCCGCCUUCUCGCCUCUUUUAUGCCUGUACUGGACCUGCAGCAAGUCAACUAUGAUUGUAAUGUCAUUGACGAGAUGCUAGAACAGGUCCUUUCCGAUGACUCUAUCUUAGCUCAGCUCAGAGCAAGAUAUGAGUGAAUACUCAUCGAUCCUGGACUGAAGUUUGACAUUUCAAAUGGAAUAAAUGGAUGUGGAGUCAUUUGCACUGUUUCCUAAAAUAAGCAAUAUAAGCAAUAUAAGCAAUGCAAUCACAGCGAAGAUGAAUGAAUGUUUUGUGUUCUAUGUUGUUUAUGGGUGAAAUAGUAGAAAGUAACUCUCUUAAGUGAUGCUUCCAGUUUUACAUUUAAUUAUUAUUGUGUUGCAUCUGUUUUUACCUGUUACAUAGCAUAUAAUGUACAGUGAAAUAUAUUUUUCUAUUACUAUUUAUGUUUUGUAACUAAUUCCAAUAUUUUUCCAAGUUAUGGUAUCAAUUUAUAACAAAGGACUCAGCCUCCUGGGUUGGGCCGAUGCAUCUUUAUAUACAAGCUGUCAGUAUCUGAUAGGAUGUUGGUAGGAUUUUAAAUCACACUGUUUGAUUUAUGAUAAUGGGAUUAAUACAUGAUUAUGUUAAACUUUAUGUAAGAUUCCUCCAAUUUGGAUGUGAAUAACUUCAAAUAUGACUGCGUCUUUAACUGAAUGUGUUUUGAUAAACUGCUUUACAAAGUUGUGUCAGUGUCCAAUAAAUAUAUGGACAUACCUGUAAUACUGUAUUCAAUUUAUAACUGCAGUGUUUAUUUUUCUUUACAUACACGUGUUGUUAAUACUAAUGUAUUUUUAAUGCCUAUUAUUUUCAUAAAGAAACCAAUAAUAAUGUGAAUGUAGGGUUUAAAAUGUCGGGGUCUAAAUAGUUUUCAUACAAAACUGUAUCGAGAUAUUAAUGUGGUGAAAAUGUUGAGCGUUGUAUAAUAACGUAUAAUGAUAUAAAUAUUUCUAUGACCGUGUUUAAGAAAUAACCGGAAAUAAAAUAACGAGGGAAAAACUA
Molecule: messenger RNA, 4058 nt
Organism: Mugil cephalus (flathead mullet)
Lineage: Eukaryota; Metazoa; Chordata; Actinopteri; Mugiliformes; Mugilidae
Product: MORC family CW-type zinc finger protein 3-like
Exons: 19
Coding region: 2-3175 (1057 amino acids)
Cellular component (GO): nucleus; PML body
Molecular function (GO): zinc ion binding; ATP hydrolysis activity
Source: RefSeq, a predicted model, not a curated record